Oreochromis niloticus (Nile tilapia) is the source of this 2293-nucleotide messenger RNA. RefSeq names its product GTP-binding protein Rhes-like. The record is from RefSeq and is a predicted model, not a curated record. The coding region runs from base 1441 to 2091 and encodes 216 amino acids. Lineage: Eukaryota; Metazoa; Chordata; Actinopteri; Cichliformes; Cichlidae. Gene Ontology annotation, molecular function: GTPase activity; GTP binding. The transcript has a single exon.
AGAUCUUGACCCCCCCAAUGUCCAGCACAAAGUUACGCCCAUGACUUUGUGACAGUAAUUACACGCUUCAGAGGAAAAAAUAUAGCGAGUACAGUUUUCUAAAACCCCAUUACUUGCAUCACAUAAAGUCUACUCAUGCCAGCCACCUGCUGUGAGGUCAAUGUGUUCGCAUCAUCACACCACUGACAGCUUCCUCAGGGUGGUGCUGGUAGGUCCGCACAGCCAGUUACCACUGGGCAGCCUGCGCUUUCCAGAUUUCUUUUGGAAGGCCAGCAGCGCUUUUAAUUACAGGUAGUGCGCCUUAAUCAUCAGAUUAUAGAGCAUGUGUAUUUGCAUCAAACAAUGGGUCUUUGUGGCAGGACUGUUAUUAAAAAGAAACCUUCCACACAUGGUGUAAAUAUAACUGCACGUGGCAGGACCUUGUUUGCGAGCGUGUAUCACUGUUUUUUUUUUUUUUCUUUUAUUACCACCGGACUUCAGGUUGUGGCCACAAUAACAAAUUCAGGUGUGGGUGGAAAUGUUGAGUCAAGGGAAUGAGAGAAAUGAGCCAAUAAUUCAAUAGCAAAGGUGUAAUCACCGAGCAGAAGACGGUGCACACAUUUAGUUGGGAAGGGGAAGAUUUACUGGUUACAGACUCACUGUGGUCAAGUCUCAAGUUUGACCACUGAACCUGAAAUGGGACUUCUAUGCUUCUUUUAGAUAGGAAAAUCAAAAUAACUUCUUCGCAGUUCAGAAUCAUCAUUUAUUUUAUACUGGGCCUUGUAGCAGCCCCUUAAUUCAUCCUCUGUCAAGUAACAAGUUGCAGCUCCCUUCUAGCUUUCUUUUAGCCAGCUUUCUUCUGACUGGCCACCCUUUACAAACACAGGGUUUGAUCAGCAGGUGGGGGUUCUGUGCUCACAGCUAGAGCUGUAUUUCUGCUGGUGAGAAGUAGAGUGCUGCAAGAAUUACAUUUUACGAGGAGGAUCCAGAAUGGUAUAGCAUCCCCAUUGUUCCAUUAAUAAAAGAGGGGAUUCGGAUCAUUGCAGUAAAUAAGCAAACACAAUGGUGGGAAGUAAAAAGGCUAACCAUGGGUUGUAAAUUAACUAAAGCCUCGACAGACGCUUGUUAUUGUAUGCACACUGUUGUGAACUGUGUUGUGGAAAUGAUUUAUGAUAUCCGGGUUCCUGUGAAAUACACUGGCAUUGAGUUCCAUGACUCACAAACGCUGCAAACAAACGCACGUGUUCGACUCUUUCACACAUGUUGACACAAGCGCUGAAAAUACAGUAAAUCCAUAAAUCACUUAUGUUUCCAUGCUGCCAAAUCGGGUGUGCUCCGUGGCUUUCAGAGUCUGAACUUGAGCGAUUUUGAGCGGAGAACGACCGGGUGGGGUUGUAUCGGUGGAGCAGCCUAUAAAUAGCCUGGCUGCAUGAAGCUGCAUAAAGCUGCACGUGCACCGGGAUGGCCGGGAUGUCUCCGUCAGGGCGUCCGAACACGGUCCGGCUUGUGUUCCUGGGAGCAGCGGGGGUUGGCAAGACCGCGCUCAUCCACCGAUUCCUCCACGACGGAUUCGAGCACAAGUACACGCGCACUGUCGAGGAGCUUCACGUGCUCGAGUAUGACACCGCGGGCUCUGAGGAGAAGAUGCGGCUGGAGAUACUGGACACGAGCGGCAGCUACUCGUUCCCAGCUAUGCGGGAGCUCUGCAUCCGACACAGCGACGCCUUCGCCCUGGUGUACGCGGCAGACGAGCCUGGCUCCUUCGAGGAGGUGCGUCGACUGCGCGCCGAGAUUCUGGAGCUGCGCGGCGGCGGCAGGAGCGCGCCCAUCACCGUGGUCCGCAGCAAAGCGGAUCUGACCGAGAGCGAAGGUCGAGCGCCGGUUGCCGGUGACGCCAUGGCCACAGUGGAGGCUGAGUGGGGCGCAGACUUCGUGGAGGCGUCCGCGAGCACGGGCAGAAACGCGGUCGGGGUGUUUAGCUCGCUGCUGCAACAGGUGAACCUGCCGGCACAACUGAGCCCCGCGGCGUGGACACGCAGAGACACCGUGCCUAGGCCCCGAGCUAGGAAGAGACCCUCGCUGAAGAAGCACCACAGCUGUGUUCUGUCGUAGAAACAGCUGCAGCUGGACUGCGCCUGCUCAGUUUCACACCUGUUCAUGGGUGAAGGCUCCUCGGGUCUUUAAUGUGUCUGAAAGCCACGGGGCCUGUAAUACUCAUAGUUUACGGGCAGCAAACGGGAUGAUGCACUUUAUUUGAGUCCUAUUUUGUGUGUACAUUUUUAUAUGGUGUCAGUAAAAUAACUUUGUUCUAAAA